AAACAUCUACUUGACACUGACAGAAAAACGAUAAAAAAAGGCCGGCGUCAACAAAGCGGUGUCUGCAGCGCGUGCGGUCGCCAUGACAACUACAGUUUUGCUCGGUGGCGUUUGAACGUCAGACUGCAUAGAGUCAACAGGCAACUGCUGUUUACUACAGUAACGUAUUUUGAGAGGAAAAAUACGCACCUGCCAAAUACAUUCAGAAAUGCAGAGGAAUUUGCAUCUAGACGACAUUAUAUCAAAGAUACCAUCCCUUGACUCUGACCUAUCAUCAUCAGACAAUGAAGGAGAGAUGGCUGUUCUAAAGCAACUACCAGUGACUCACUUGCGGAAAGGAAGCAGCACGAACCUGGAGUGUCCAAAAGUCAAGCCAUUCACUUCCUGGACUGAUGAUAGCCAAAAAGGUGACUCUAAUCCUCAGCUUCCUGUGGGUCACGAAACAGAAGAAUCGCUGAAUGAAAAAGUGCCACAUAAAACAGAACACAAUGUGCCUUUGCAACAAAAAGCAAACAAGACUGAUUGGAUAGAGACCAAGUUCUGUCCUGUUUUAUCACUGACACCUCUUGAUACCUGGGAUCUUGGCCAAGUCCUUCAGACUCUACAGCAACACAAACCUCUUGUCAAGCCAAUUCAAUCCGAUACACGCAGAGGCAAUGACAGUGAAAUGAAUGAAAAUGAUUUAAUGAAGCAGCUGGUUGCUUUUUGUGAGAAGAAAGUAAAUGAGAUGGAAAUAAAGACACAUGUUUCAUCUACGAAAACCCAUAAUAUACAAAAAUCAUCCCUAAGAUGUACUGGGCGACUGAUGAAUGAGACAGAUUUUGAAGGGACCUCAGCACAAUUACAACACAAUCAAGAUUCUCCAACCAUAUAUAUUGAUUUGCGCAACAAUGCAUUUCAAACAAAACAAUCAGUCAUUAGCCAGAGUAACAGUGUCGUAAGUCCUGCAAACCCGGACAAGAAAAAGAGCUCCACUAAGAAGAGGUCUAAUGUAAGAGCAAAUGGACAGAAAAGAGAAUUUUCUGUGAAGAGUUUAUUACUCCAAAACAUGAGACAGUCAGAAGAAAGUAUGUUAGAGAUGUCUGGGAGCUGGAGAAAUCCACAAGAUUUUGCUGAGGAUAAGCAAAAAAACUCUUCAGGGAAAAGUAUAAAGGAAAACCAUGAUUCUGAAACUAGCUGCAGUGAACCUGGUAUUCGGCAGGUCAAUGUCUGCUGUCCUACUGUGAAACAUGACCAACAUAAACGGAGUACUCCAUCUUCUCACAUUCCAUCUGCUCAAAACAAGCAAAGAGAGCAACACAGUCAAAAAAUCAGAUGGCAGAAGGAUCUGAAGUUCUUGCAAGCAUUCAGACCUGAAUAUCUUAAUAAUAACGGUCAGGAAGCUGCUGAGAGGACUGAUAUUCUUUAUGAGCCUGAAGCAUCCUACCUUUCUUCGGUGAACACUCUACCUCCAGAUCUACAGAUGAAGGAGUGUUUGCUGCUGACUGUAUCCUUAUCCAGUCUUGGGGUGGUGGCUGGAAGAACGCAGAGAAAAACACAGACAAUGGAUUCAGCCUUGAUCAAAUCACAUGUUUACAAUGCACUCAUAGCAUGGUUCAUGUCUUUGACUGAUCCAAAAACCUGUGGGAGAAAAGGUAACAAGCUUGAUGCCCCUUUUUGGGUGGCUGGGCUGCAGCAGUUUUACAAGGAAGAUGGCUUGGCCUUGUACAUCUGUGCCAUGUCUCUCGAGGAUUGUCGAACUGGCUGUAGAAAUUCCGGGAUGAAGAAGGUGGAAAGCGACGAGAGCAUGUUUUACAGACGAGUUUGCAAGUUCUUUGCUCAGACGCCAUUGAAGACUGUUGCCUUCUGGGUACCUCAGCUUAAUAAUUUGCUGGAGGAACAGGCUUAUCCUACCCAUGUCCACUUGCCCUCAUCCUACCUGGACUGCUUCAUCUCUGUCAACCCAAAUCGAGAGGCUGUUGAAAAGGUCUUUAGUAUGAUCCCAAGUUUCUACUGGCAAACUCUGGAAACAGAAGAUCAAAAAUGUCAAAGCGCAGAAGUCACAAUUUCUCAAGAGUGUCAUACUGAGACAGCACUUGUUCUGAUAGGCAGUGCACUGUUUCUUAACCCAUUGGCAAUGCAUCACACACUUGAGCUUAUGUGGAGAUCAAGUCUAGAUGUAUGUGGUAUCCGCUUCCUCUAUCCGCCCCAAGAGCUCCUGACAAACUUUGCAGUCAGCAAGUCAGUUAUGCAUGAAGGGGAACAUUCUCAUCAGCCAGUGCUCAUCAUGGCUUUCCGGGGUCCUCACGCUAACUCAGUGUGGCAGGAGAUCACAGGGCCAUCAGACCCCCAGCUGGCAAGGCGGACAGAUCCGGCAUCCAUCAACGCCCUGUACGGUCACAGUCAAGACCAGCCCCUACUCUACUCACCCCAUCUUGCCAGUCUUGUGCAUCUGGGGCUCUGCUUGUGGUUUGGUGGUAGAAUAGCAAAAAACAGCCUGUCAACGAUCCAGGACUCUGGUAACAAAGGAGUCAGAUGUUCCCAUGUUCUGACCUCUUCUCCAGCAAGUGUAUGUGCCACAGUGAAAGCGGAUAUCUUUCUCCUUGUGUCUCCUGUGGUUGGACCACGCUGUUACAGCUAUAUACUAUCUGCAUGUGCAAAAACAGGCUUCAGUCUAUUGGGACUUCAAAGAGCGCAGAUCUCCAGGAAACAAGCUCAAUCUCUGGGACUCACCGCAAAGCAGGUAGCAGCAUUCUGUCACGCUCCCACAGUGUUUCUGGCUGGAGAACAGGUUGAGCUGUCCUCUCAUUGCCUGGUGCUGCUCAUGAGGAGAGAAAGUGCAGUUAGACACUGUUCCAGACUGCCGAUAGGUUUGAUGAAUGAGCUUGCUGCACAAGGCCUUAUUGGAUCGAUCCGUUCAAGAUUCACAGAUGUUCUGGGUCCAAAUGUCUGCUUUCACACUGUACCCUACUCUAAAACCCACCACAAUGUUCUGGGUGGGUGCAUGUGGACAGUGCCGGAGUGUAGCCACAUGGUCUUGUCCAGACACACAUAUCCCUCUUGUCCAGAUGCAGAGCAGGUGGUGAUUCUCACACUAACUGGUCAAAACAUUGUGGAGAAAGAAAUGGACUUUCUUCAGAAGGUUCUCAGUGGAGAUUCAGCAGGACAAGAAGGAUUUGAGUUGCUUGCACUAAAGUGGGAGCCCAAGCUGUCUCAGCAGCAGGCGCAAGAGUUGAGCCCGUUUGAGAUCGGAGAAAAAGAGUGGCAGAGCAGUGUGCAGAGCUUGACAUCCACUCCUGCCCUGGUUUUGGGUUUGAGGAGGGUGAGGGCAUUUGUCACCCUACGUAGACUUUUACCACAAAAUUACCCAGGAAACCUGCAUGUAUUGAUGUCUCCCACACCUGAGACAGCUUUCAGACAGACCUGCCUCUUCUUCUCUGAGGCAGAAUUGGUCCCUGAUCACACUAGUCGUCCAUCAUUGAAAUUCUUACCGCCUCAUCACAUUGACACUCCUGGUCUAAGAAGUCAGUUGCUUUACAGUUACAUGACAGUGGGCCCAGAGCCACUUUUGACUCUAGCUCUGUUUAAGCCUGGAGCCUGGAGCCAUCGCUUUGGUAAAAUUCUCACCGUAAUCAAACAGAACGGAUAUACUCUAGUGGGCUCACGUGUGCUUCUGCUGGACUCGAGCAUGGCAAAUGCACUGACACAUCCAUCAGAGCAAAAGGAUCCCAUUGAGGAGCUGGAGUUGAAGUACUUGAGAUCGGGCCCCUCGCUGGCUUUGGGUUUACUGAGAGUGAAUGCAGUAAAGAGGUUGUUGGAGCUGAUGGGCCCUGAGGAUCCUGUUGAAGCCCGUACCAUAGAUCAGACCCUAUGGAGGGCCCAGUAUGGCUCUGACAGGCUGCACAAUGGAAUCUAUGGAUCUCCAUCGUAUCGAAAGGCUGUAGAAGACAUAAAACUGGUAUUUCCAGAGGGUGUGUGCUGCAAUGAAACUUCAGUUAUGAGACAUGAGCAGAUAUCUUGCUUGCAUUCAGAUCCUGAAGCUAGUUUGGAUCGUGAACAGCUGCACACCCUUAGAACCACUGACAAAGACCAAUUUUGUUCAGGAUUCAGUCAGGUGCCAGUAGGGCCUUUGGUCUGCAGUGCUCUUUGUCAGACCACCUGCCUGCUGAUACCUUCCAACCUCCUGUGGCAGUAUCAGCCUCCUCACUACUCAGAGCUACUGCAGAGGUUGCUUAGGACAGGCUGCCACCUGGUGGCUGUCAGGCUCUGCACACCAGAUGAGAAACAAAGGCAGCACAUAUGCAAGUUACUGAGGUCCUCUGCUGGUGAAGCACUUCUAUGUGAGGGCCCCUGCCUUAUCAUUGCUUUGCAAGCAGACAAUGCCAUCACAUGUUUCGAUAUCAUUCUCGAGAGCAUUUGCAGAGAGAGACCUGACUUUAAGAGAGUUACAUUGAAACUUCUUUACCCAAACUCUGAAAGUGGGGCAGUGAAAUUGCUGUGUUACCUGUUUGAUGAUCUCUGUCUUGACAGUCAUCACCAUGUAGCACCACCAUAACCAGGAGUUAUUCCAUAAUAGGUACCUAGUGCUAAAUAUGUAGCUUUCUAUAUUUUCACAUGAAUGUGAUUACAGACAUUACUGGCAUGUUUUUACACGGAAAUGAAAAGACUGUCUUAAUCUUACUAGUGCACAAAAACAGUGUAGUGUUCCAAAGUAGCAUAUUUAUUCAAGAAUAAUCAUUUUUAAUUGCUGAAUUUGAAUCCAACUUACACAAAAACACAAACUGUUUUUAGUCUACUCUGUAACUGAUGAUUUAUAAGUACAUGAGGGAAAGAAGAAGACAAAACACUCGAGGCGGGUUAAAGAUCAAAAAUUAUUUAAUUCCCAAGAUGACAAAAAUAAUUCCAUGAAUUCUGUAAACCAUUGCAUAACUGCUGUAGAGUAGACAAGUGUUAACAAUUUUAAAUGAUACACUACAAGAGAAAGACUAUGCAUUAUAAAUAAUACCAUCUUAAGUAAUUCUAGUGAAGAAAACCUCUCUGGCCUUACACGCCAUCAAAACGUACAACUAUUCCAUAAAGAAGCCUCCAUAACUUAAACACAUAACUCCCAGUAAAUGGUUUACGGUCUUGUGUUGACAACACAUUCACAAAGUAUUAUAUUGACAGCAAAUUGUAUAGUAUUUCAACACUGAUUAGAAUAUAAGCUGUUCUAUAUAUUGAUGCAUACUGUACCAAAAUAAGGGAUAUGUUUCUUCCUUGCAAUAUAAAUGAUUUCCUCAUUUUGACUUUUGAGCUAAUAAAUCUGAGUUGCAGUUUCCUUUGAAAAUUGGACAUCUCUCUCUAUUCUACAGUUCUCCUGUAAAACCCUGAGAAAAAUACAUCUCAUAUUUCCAUCAAAUACACAAACUUGAAAACUGCAAUUGUGUUUAACUUAUACAUUUAUUUGUAAUGUAUCGCAAUUAACAAAACUAGUACUACAUCAUUAUAGAUUAACCGUUCUCUAUGUUAUUCCAGUGACCCAUUUUAUAUCUAAUUUGAAUGGUACAUUCAAUAUUCAGGGAUUUAAUGUUCGAUUAACCGUAACAUUAAUUAUAGGGAACAGUGGUUCCAAAAAAUUCUGGCUUUUAUUGUUAUUAUUUUAUCCUCUUACAAAAGUUUACUAUUGUAAUAGGUAUUUCCCCCCUGGCUAGUUUGCUAAAUUUAACCAGUUUCAUAUGUAAUAUGUAUAUACAAGAUUGCAUAAAUCCUUAGGUUCAAUAAAUCACACUACUGAUAGAGAACAAAAUUAGAAAAACAAAAAUUAAUAAAAGAAAAAUCCACAAGAAUGCAAAAAGAAAGAAAGAAAUGCUUAUUUCCACUGCAGAGCAUUAUGGUAAAUUUCCAAUACAUUAAUUUACACAUUGCUAAACAAACGAUUCCUUGGUGCUUCUUUAAUUACAGAUGCCUGGUCUUACAUCAACAUUAAAUGGUCAUUUUUGUUAAAGAUUACAGUUGGUAUUAAAAUGGCUGAUGCAGACAGGGGGCUUUUUGUGUGUGUGGUUCAGAUUUAUGGGACUAAAUGAUUACGAUCUGCCAUUAGUAUAGAUUUUGUACAGAAAAUCACUGUUAGGCAAACCAUUGACACAGAAAAUCAGAUGGAAGCCUAAACUCAAAAUAACUAGUUUUUAUAACAAUUCCAUUUUAAUUUUGUCGUUCAACCUUCAUGAACGGUUCAGAUGAGCUGCUACUUUUAACACACCCUUGGUAAAGAAUACCAUUGCAAAACACCUUAACGGUUACUCUGACAGUAGACACUGUAUACAUGCAUCAUCAUGCCGACUUUUCAACAUCAAUAAAUGUGUCUUUAUCAGAAUAAUCACUUAUUACUCAAACUGAAAUGUUCAAAGGCAUGGCAGAGUAGUUAAUACACUUGUGACUGGUCUGUAAAAAAGACUCUCGUGCAUUGAGAAAUACAGAUUAAAAUAUCUCAAGGCACUAAAAUCUAAGCU
Sinocyclocheilus anshuiensis is the source of this 6467-nucleotide messenger RNA. RefSeq lists its product as uncharacterized. The record is from RefSeq and is a predicted model, not a curated record. Lineage: Eukaryota; Metazoa; Chordata; Actinopteri; Cypriniformes; Cyprinidae. The coding region runs from base 209 to 4534 and encodes 1441 amino acids. The transcript has 29 exons. Gene Ontology annotation, molecular function: dynein complex binding.